GUGGUCAUGAACAUAAUACUCUCAACCACCUCCUCUUCAAAAACGGAAAAAACACAGACACGCAGUCGCUUCCAUUUCCACUCUCUGAUUAGUGCACAGAGAGAGAGCUUAUCAGAAUAUACAGAGGUGUGAGAAAGCACGGCCAUGGCAAUGGCAAUGGCGAUGGCAGCUCGUCAAGCGAUGAGAUCUCAUAUCACCAACACUCUUAGGCCCAAUGGCUCCGCUCAGGCUCCCGUUCUUUUGCAUAGGCGUGGCAUGGCAGGAGAUCAUCAUGGGCCUCCAAAGGUUAAUUUCUGGGAAGAUCCAUUGAGUCCCUCUAAGUGGAAAGAAGAGCAUUUUGUUAUUGUGUCGUUGAGUGGAUGGGGUUUGCUCUUCUAUGGGGGUUACAAGUUUUUCACUGGAGGCAAGAAAGGCAAACAGGAAGAGUGGAGAUCGACUUCUGUCCCUGAUGUGGCGUAACUGCGGGACAAUGGGUCACCGCCACCUUCAAUUGACGAGAUCAUAAUGGAUGGCCUGACUCAGCACCUCAUGCCAUACUCAAAACGAAAAGUUGCUGAAAGUGUGCAUUAGAGACCUCUGUGCCCGAUCGGCAUCCUUCAUUGGAGGCUAAGAAAUAAAGGGCGCCUGCUCUGGCAGUCUGGAAGAUGAGGUUUUGUUAUUUGGACAGUUGCAGUUUUGGAAGGUUUUCAAGGAUCACUGCUUGUUUUACCUCGUGUGAAUCUGUUAUAGUUUUGAGCUUUUUGUUUGUGCCUCUGUUGAAAUUUAGCACAUCAAUAGCCAAACUGAAAUUUUCUAUCCCAUGAUGUUUGAAUGGUAUAGGCAAUUCCAUCGCACUUGAAAAAGAAAUAAACCGACUUCCGCACAGGGAAAAGUGUUCUCUCUCUCAUACGCACUUUUCUGCGGGAGCUUCAUUUCUUUAAA
This is a messenger RNA of Amborella trichopoda, 921 nucleotides long. Lineage: Eukaryota; Viridiplantae; Streptophyta; Magnoliopsida; Amborellales; Amborellaceae. The record is from RefSeq and is a predicted model, not a curated record.